Orbilia oligospora ATCC 24927 is the source of this 1437-nucleotide messenger RNA. RefSeq lists its product as uncharacterized. Gene Ontology annotation, molecular function: protein kinase activity. NCBI's taxonomy places the organism in Eukaryota, Fungi, Ascomycota, Orbiliomycetes, Orbiliales, Orbiliaceae. The transcript has 2 exons. Gene Ontology annotation, biological process: protein phosphorylation. The record is from RefSeq and is a predicted model, not a curated record. Bases 1 to 1437 code for a protein of 478 amino acids.
AUGGCCUCCGUAGACUGUUACGAACCAAACCUCCUCUAUGAGAAAGCCCAUACCACGCCUGAUGAACCCUCAGCUUCGACCGUGCUGAGUCGCUUGGAGGUCUGGUUCUCUAAUUCGUCGUCGGCAACACCUCAACACAUCUAUCUCGACCUUCACCGUGAUGACAAUUCGGAUGCAUCUUCGCAUUCCAACUUCGUGCUAGACAAUUUCUUGUCUUCUGAGCAUGAGUGCGUGAAAAGGGUUACGGUUUUACUGUCAGACCAUCUCGUAAAUCUGUUCAAGCAGGAUCCAACUUCAAAUCUACCAUCUCAUCGUCGGUUCGGGUUUGCUUUAACUGGUGAUACCUUGUCCGAUCCUCUUCCUCCCCCAUCAAUUUCGCAUACUGCUAUCAUAUCCGACCCUCAAGUCCCCAAAAUCCAUUACUCUUCCUUGAAGUUUCUGGAGGCGAGGGAAAUCCGUCCAAAUAUCCGGAUUGCGAAAUCACCAGCUAGACCGGGAUCGGAAGCACCACAAACAAAAUGCAUUUAUAAAGCUGUAGACUUCGCAAGAGAGGCAUCUAGUCUUAGCUUCGAAGUCACUAAUUAUAAGAGAUUGGUGGCUAAAGGACCCGAGCUCGAGAAAUGGCUUGUAAAGAUAGUUGGGUUGGUUUACAUCCAUGACAUCGAAGAUGAAGAAACAAUCGAUACCUUAAAGCUCGCUGCUACCGAUAGUGCGGUAGAAGAUGAACUGGAGGAGGUCAAUACCCAAUUCAUUGGAGCUUUGUUCACGUACCACCCCCAGAGAGAUCUAUCGACUCACUGUUACACCACUAUUAUUCCGGAGGAAAUCAAAAUUUGUUGGUUCCGCCAGAUCGUUCACGCUAUUGCCGCGUUAGAGUCCGCAGGCUUCGAACACUGGGACCUCAAAUGCGAAAAUAUAGUCUUGGAUACGGCUGAUGGGCUCCCAGAGGAGCAAUAUACAAAUCACAUCUUGGCAUCUGACGAUAUUACAACCGCGAGGGUAACAAUCGAAAGAAAUCGCUUAGAAAGGAGGAGUAGCACCACGACCAAACCAUCGCCAAUAAACCCCGGAAAACUGAAGAUUAUUGACCUCGAGAAUUCGAAGAGCUCGGCAGCAUUUAGGCCACAGUCUAUGGCGGGGCAAGGGCAUCAUGGGCAUCAUGAUCCGAGCAAGAGAAGGGAAUCCGUAGACCAACACCCAGAGUUAGGAAUCAGUAUGGUCUAUGCAAUGGGGAAAACUAUACUAGAAAUUUGGGCCGGUAAAAUGCCAGAUGUUGGGGAUCCCACGGAAAAGGAACUAAAUUUAUUGCCGGAAACAGCUAAGAAGGUGGUUCAAUUAUGCUGCUCGAACGAGACUAGAAUAUCGGCUGCCGAAGUAAAACGUUUUACUGAUGAUUUGUUCGCCCACCUCCACGACGAUGAUGAGAUACAUGAAUAG